AUCUUGUCUUACAUUCGAUCACUCAACCCACACCUCAGAGUUUAUUAGGUGAAGUUCGUGAGGCACAUUAUUUGGAUAUAAAUUGAGUACUUCACCUUGCAAUUAUCACACAUUCCGUAAUUACGUAGGCUGUGGUCAUUGACACUCGUAUCAGUUCUGUGCUCACAAUCAGUUGUUCGACAGUUUCAUUUAUAAUCACGGAAUGUUUGUCUUAAAAUUUAGCAAAAAAGCUUAAAAUAUAAUUUUAACGUACACUAAAAAUAAUAAUCAUUAAAAAUAAUAAUAUCACCACAGUUAAAAAUAAAAAAUGUAUCGGAGUGUGUCAAAGUAUUUGAAAUGUUCGAGUUUUUCAUUUGUUCAUUUUCGAAUACAGUAAACCUCUCCUUGAAUUGUAUAUGCAGGUUUCAGUGCGGUAUUUUUCAAAAAAUAUUUUAAAAUAUCGAAAUAAAUUUUUUCCCACGUUUAACCAAAUUUCUUCGUUCAUAUUCAACAGAAACGAUCCAGAUGAAUUUCAUACUCGCUAAAAAAUCAGUGUGCUUACUUUUUUAAUUUUUUUUCUUAAAAAAAAAAAAAUAAUUUUAUACUACUUCAUUAAAUAAGCAAUUUGAACGCGUGUUGCAUACGCCUCCUUCAAUAAGGUAGACAAUGUUCAGAGACGUUGCACAGCUACGCUACAGCUCAUUGAAUUUUUUUCAUUGUUUAACAAAAUGAUAAACUAAACGGAGAGAUUAAAUAGUGUUUGAGUUGAUACUAACCGUAUCCAUAAUUUAAAAUCUGUAUCUGUCCUCUGUCACGAAAAAAUUCUCAGAGAACUACUGUGAAUUCAAGGCUUUAUCUCAGUUUCGUCAAGAAGUGCGCCCGUGAUUUCGAUAGUGCAUGCCUCGAUUAUCAUUAUAAUUUGUGUGCGUUUUAGAAGUGUAAAGUAUGGAAAUUGACUUGGACAGCAUCUGCUACGAUUUGGGCGAGUAUGGCAAAUACCAGUUCAUCAGCAACAUCUUACUCGGACUUGUCAUUUCCUUUUCGGUGGCUUCCUCCAUGAGCUACGUGUUCUCCGCCGGAGAUCUCUCCUACAGAUGCCGCAUUCCGGAGUGCGAAGGGUCCGAUGGGCGGCCGGAGUUCCGACCGGACUGGCUAGUCGCUGCGGUUCCCCUCAAGUCCGAAGAAGAAAAUGCUCCGGCCAAAUGUGACCGAUUCAAAAUCAAUCCGGACUUCUAUGAUAAUAACCGCAACGUCAGCAUCUCUUGUCCAUCGUCCUUCUUCGCCGACAAGACUCAGAGAUGCGCAGACUGGGUUUUCAAGGACACGGAAAACACCAUACUCAAGGAGUUUCAUCUGGAAUGCGAUGACAACCGAUGGAAACUGACCCUGGUAGGGACGAUUAAUAACGUUGGCCAGUUUGUUGGUCUUCCAAUUGGCGGAAUAAUAUCGGACGCGUACGGGAGACGGUUUUUCUUGGUGAUAGGAUCUGUUCUAUCGGCCGUGUUUGGUAUUCUGCGAGCUUUUUCGACGAACUACACGAUGUUCCUUAUUCUCGAGUUCAUAGACGCCGUUGCCUCCUCAGGCGUCUACGGAGCCGCUUUUAUCAUAGGUUUAGAAUUAGUAGGAGCCAGUAAACGUACCCUUUUUUCAACCAUCUUGUGUUGUUUCUUCCCAAUCGGAGAGGUGGUGAUUGGCUUGGUCAUGUGGUGGCUACAAGACUGGCGGUCAUUUCUGUUAGCGAUCUAUGUGCCUGGUUUGUUCAUCGUCUCAUAUUUCUGGGUCAUUCCUGAAUCUAUUCGAUGGCUAGCAAUGAAAAGACGCUACAGAGAAGUUCUGACUGUUAUUCAGAGCAUAGAAGAUAUUAAUCGCAAAAAAUUAUCGUUGAACUUAAGAGAAAAAUUGAAUAAUCUAAUACAAUUGGAGAGUCAAAAUGUUCCUGAAAUCAACUUAAUAGAACUCUCCAGUGAAGGAACAGUGAAAAAAGGAUUGGGAAAUGAACCGAUUUCCAGAUCUGAUGAUGUAGUGAGUACCGGCUCAUGUAUCUCCGAACCUGCGUUUAGGAAAAUCCUCCAUUCUAGGACUUUGAUGAUCAGAGUGCUCAACUGUUCCUUCUGCUGGGUGGCGAACACUUUCGUGUUUUACGGCCUCUCUCUGAACGCGACCGAUAUCGCUGGGAACAAAUACUUGAACUACAUUGCUGUGAGUUGGGUUGAGCUGCCGGCAUACAUUGGUACUUAUUUCCUCAUGGACAAAGUCGGAAGACGACCAGCCGAAAGUUUGAGCCUCUCUAUCUGUGGUUUGGUCUGUCUUGCGUUCGUUUUUGUUCCUGCAGGCAACGUAUUUCGGAACUCAGGUGCCAAUAUUGUUAUUCGCCGCAGUGGCACUGACGGCUGGCGCCUUGGCUUCGCUGUUCCCGGAAACUCUUCACCGGAAACUGCCGGACACAGUAGAGGAUGCCCAGAACAUGGACAAGUAACUACAGAACGUGCCAGAUGCGAUCAAUUGCAAGAAGAAAGGGAAAUGUCGGUUACGCGGAUCGAUAAGUUCAAGAGGUGCUUUUCGGUUCAAAGGAAUCAGCUAUGAAUCGAGCGAACCGACUUCUUCAGUGGGUCAGUUGCGCUGGUCACAGAAUCGUGUUUUGAUGAUUGAUUUUUGUAGAUUAGCGAAAAAUAAUAAUAUCCGUCCGAACCGCAACUUUCUACGUUCAAUAUUAACCGAGAUAUCGCCUUUCGAAAAGUCGGGUUUUUGACGUCAUUCGCCGCGGUAGUGACACCGUUGGUUUAUUCCACCUUGCUUUCGUCCGCGUUUUACGCAGAGUAACCAGUGCUAAUGUGUGUCCCCGUGACUGAUAAAACCAAGGCGGAAGAAACCAAGGGUGUCACCACCGCGGUGGAUGACGUCAAAAACCCGACUUCUCAAAGGGCGAUAUCUCGGUUAGUAUUGAACAUAGAAAGUUGCGGUUUGGACUGAUCCUAAUAUUUUUAGCUAAUGUAGCUAAAAAUGAUAAGAAGCUAAGUAUGAUGGAAUGGAAAGCUUAGUUCCACGAACUGAAUAAGUCUGAUUCAUGUGCAACUUGUCCCGGAUUGAAUGGAGUUUUUUGGAUCGGUGAACGAAGACCUCGUCCCGUUGAACAAACCAGAGGCGUGGCGUGCUUUGCGAUAAAUAUAUUGAUCUACCAUUUAAACCUAUGAAAAUUAUCGAUGAAGCUGGUUUUCGCACCGAACACCUCCUAAAUCGAUUCUUUACCAUAGCUUUAAAUGGGUAUACAUGGAUAAUCGAUCUUUCACGACUCGGUACUGCCUAAGUUUGAUGCAAGCAAGCGUUCCGUCAUACUCUUUGCGAGUUAUCAAGCUCCUCGCACAUGAGGACGUGAGUGAAGAGCAAAACCGAAUAUAAUGGAACUUUAGCGUGACCUAAAACUUAAAAAUGCAACGGGGCUUUUAGCACGAUUGCUGAAGGGGAACAAAACGUCUGAGCAGUUUGCUUUUUUAGUUUGCUCCGAGAAGUGGCGUGAAAGAUACUUUAUUUGUGUUUCCAACCACGACACCUGUUUUAAAUUCACUUCGACGGCGUAAGUCCGCAAUCGCAAAUCUCGUUUGCGGUGCCUGAAAAUCUCCGCUUCAAUGUUAUUUUUUUAAAAGAGAACAAAUUGAUAUAAUUCCACGAAGUUUUUGCAGAAUUUUCCCCGCACAGAGAAGAAAAAUCAUGGCAGUUUUAGAGAAUUGCCGUUGAGUAGUUUUCUGUUUAAAAAAAAAAGUAUGACAGGUAGUCUAUGACGUCGCAAACCGAGUUGUGUGAUUGCCGACUUACACCGUCGACUUGCUCAAUAGCAUACUUUUUAGCGCUUACUUGUUGCGCAUACUUUGUUUCACUCACGCCUCGCCACUGAAACAGACCUUCGAUUUACCAAACUGAACUUCGUCUCUUUUAGCUGAAGAAAUAGGUUCGCCCGACUGCAAGUUCAGCUUGAAGAAAAUAAAAGCAUUUAGUGAACCCGUCCUAAGGACAUAAAUUCGCAUUUUUCCUAACAAUUUUUUAUUUUAUUUUUCUAUUUCUUAUUUAUUUAUUUUUUGUCAGUUUAUUUAUUGCUGUUUAAGGGCGUUUACAAUUUUGUAAAACUCAAUUGUAAAAACUACACAAUACAUUUCAUGAACAAGUA
Bemisia tabaci is the source of this 4138-nucleotide messenger RNA. The record is from RefSeq and is a predicted model, not a curated record. Lineage: Eukaryota; Metazoa; Arthropoda; Insecta; Hemiptera; Aleyrodidae.